Messenger RNA from Phytophthora nicotianae INRA-310, 150 nucleotides. RefSeq lists its product as hypothetical. Bases 1 to 150 code for a protein of 49 amino acids. Lineage: Eukaryota; Oomycota; Peronosporomycetes; Peronosporales; Peronosporaceae. The record is from RefSeq and is a predicted model, not a curated record. The transcript is spliced from 2 exons.
AUGAAGCUCUUCUUGGAUGUCGUCAUAAAACGACUUGAUCUGAUACUGGCGUAUUACCAAGUGCGCAUGGGCGAGGAAGACAUCAAGUUCAUCGCGUUCCAGGCUCCGAACGGACUUUGGGAAUAUCUUGACUUACCCAUGGGAAUCUAG